Populus trichocarpa (black cottonwood) is the source of this 1468-nucleotide messenger RNA. Its product is annotated as dihydrodipicolinate reductase-like protein CRR1, chloroplastic. The coding region runs from base 145 to 1020 and encodes 291 amino acids. Lineage: Eukaryota; Viridiplantae; Streptophyta; Magnoliopsida; Malpighiales; Salicaceae. The transcript has 10 exons. The record is from RefSeq and is a predicted model, not a curated record. Gene Ontology annotation, cellular component: chloroplast stroma. Gene Ontology annotation, molecular function: 4-hydroxy-tetrahydrodipicolinate reductase activity.
CCAUCAUAGAAUACCGUCCAAACAAGCCCUGUCAAAUGACACAAACAUUAUCCAAGGAAAAAAGGUGUGGCGCGCGAAUAGGCUUAUCAACAUGGAGCAUAGAACAAAAUCAGCUGAGACAGAGGACUAGAGCUUGGAAUCACCAUGGCAGCCCUAAGCUGCCAUUUUCAUUUCACAGUUCAUAAAGUUUCUAAGAAUGUGAUAACCAGGCCGUUUAUCUCCUGCUCAAUGCAACCUUCUCAGAGUAAUAUUAAGGUAGUUAUCAAUGGAGCAGCAAAGGAAAUAGGAAGGGCAGCAGUAAUUGCAGUAACUAAGGCAAGAGGAAUGGAGGUGGCAGGUGCUGUAGAUUCCCAUUUUGUUGGAGAAGAUAUUGGAAAGCUUUGUGACAUGGAAGAGCCUCUUGAAAUACCAAUAAUAAAUGAUCUUACUAUGGUAUUAGGUUCCAUAUCUCAGUCAAAAGAAACAGGAGUAGUAGUGGAUUUUACUGAUCCUUCCACAGUUUAUGACAAUGUGAAGCAGGCAACAGCAUUUGGCAUGAGAAGUGUGGUGUAUGUUCCUCGGAUUAAACUCGACUCGGUUGGAGCAUUAUCUGCAUUCUGUGACAAAGCCAGCAUGGGUUGUCUGAUUGCACCAACUCUGUCCAUUGGUUCUAUACUCCUUCAGCAAGCUGCCAUUACAGCUUCCUUUCAUUACAACAACGCAGAAAUUGUUGAAUCAAAAGCAAAUCCAAUAGAUUUUCCGUCAAUGGAUGCUAUUCAGAUUUCAAAGAACCUCUCUAACCUGGGUCAGAUUUACAACAGAGAAGAUAUAUCUACUGAUGUUGUGGCAAGAGGCCAAGUUAUAGGAGAGGAUGGUGUUAGGGUACAUAGCAUGGUCCUACCAGGGCUUCCCUCUAGUACAACUGUUUACUUCUCUGGCCCAGGAGAGGUUUACUCUAUCAAACAUGAUAUCACUGAUGUGCAAUCCCUCAUGCCUGGCCUGCUCUUGGCUAUCAGAAAGGUCAUCCGACUUAAGGGGUGAUUGGCCACCUCAGAAUUACGAAGAUGUAAUCGCCAGGAAAGUUCAAGGGAAAUUCGCUCACUGUUUUUAACCUCAACGGAAAAUCCUCCUCCCCGUUGGUCCAUUCUGGAGAUGCUGCAAACUAUACUGCUGGGAUUGAUCCUGAACUUGCAGCCUGGUGCUUUCCUGGAACUGUAGCCUCUUACAUAACCGGAGUAGUGGUCAUGUGCGAUUGUCCAUACCACAAUUGCCUUCGUGGAAGGGUCAGUGGGAGUUAUAAUGCCCGUGUCCAUUGACGUAUCUGUACCCUUUCCCUGUUCUCUUUCUCUAAUCAGCCCCGAGGACUGCUCUCAGCUACUGUACCACAUGAGAUCCACACGGUACCUUGAAAUGUUAAAGUACUAAACUGGUUUGCAUCAGGAACUCUAUGGAUAUCUCUGAAUAAAGCUAGCAUAUUUAUUGUGAUAAA